AUGGAACAUCAGUAUCCGGGCGCCAUCAGUCCUAACGAGAAUAUGCUGGCAGAAUUAAUGUUGCCUGAUCAGACCCAUGUUCGGACACAAGACUGGACAAUGUUCUUCCUACACAAAGAUUCGGGCGCUGCUGAGGAAGAAGAGGCUCCUAAGAAGACCAGGCGGAAAAAGGGAGAAGACGAAAGGAGCAAUCCAGAACAGACAGAUAUGGGCGAUGAAGGCGCGACAUCAGACGACAGCAGUGAUGAAGGCAAUGAGAGUGAAGAGGGAGAUGCGGGCGAGGGACCGCCGUUGAUGUAUGUUUUGAACCUGGUGAACACCAAACAGGACAAUUCAGUGAAGAGAGGAGCAGUAGUGAAAGCGAUGGCAAUCUGUACCAGGCACUCCUUUCUCCACAUCUACAAGCCACUUCUGCUACUCGCCCUUGAGGAUUACUUCAAGUCUCCUUACCCAGAGACCCUAGCUGGUUUAUAUAAUGCUGUGAAUGAAAUGGAUCUCUCGUUGAUGCCGCGAUUGUCAACAUUAGAACGACAUAUACUCCAAGCAAGUGAUGUGAAAGACAUGUUCGUUGAGAAAUUCGAGCAUAUGAUAAAGCAGAGACUGGCUGAAGAGGCCGCUUUGGCUGUAUCGGGUGAAUCAGACUCGCCUACCAGACCAGGCACCAAGUACAACAUUCCGAGAGAUACUCACGAAUUUGAAUCGAAAGUUGUCUACAACGACAUCCCCAUUCCUAUAAAAGUCCCAACGGCUCCCUCGUCCGAGACUGUCGGUGACUUCUCUUUUGUCAAGCUUAUACAGACUUUUGGUGGUCCACAUGCAGCAUCACCACAGCCUUUUGCCCUUCACCCGCACCUGACUACAUCUGGCGCUUACACGCAUCCCAUUAUAGUACUUAUAAAUGCAAUGCUCACACAAAAGAGGAUCAUUUUUCUAGGCCAUAAUCGACCUUCUGGCGAAGUAGCUGAGGCGGUUCUUGCUGCUUGUGCCCUCGCCUCUGGUGGUGUUCUCAAGGGUUUUACCAGAUAUGCGUUUCCUUAUACAGACCUGACAAAAGUGGAUGAGUUGCUUCAAGUACCAGGCUUUAUCGCUGGGGUGACCAAUCCGGCGUUCGCCAACCAUCACGAAUGGUGGGAUUUGCUUUGUGAUCUUCCGGCCGGAAGAAUGAAGAUCUCGUCCAAAAUCGAGGUGGCUCCCGUUACCGAAGGUCUACUAUAUUUCCAGCAGCAACAUCCAAGUUUUACCACGAUGAUGAGUAACAGCAAUACCAGCACCGAUGCAACCGGCGACACAGCUUUCAUGGAAGAUAUCAUGCGGAGCAUUGCUGCGCGACACGGUGAAUCUGCUAUUCGAAGUAAGUUUGCUGCUUACACUACGAAGUUCACGCGGAUAGCUGCUGCUUUCGAGGAGUCGGUCUAUGGCGCCAGUGCGUUGUAUGUUGUGUCGCUCGGCGAAGCGGUGCUAGACAUCAACUCUCCUGCCGUUGACCAGACCGUAGGUCCUAAGAACGAGCCUUUGACCUCACAGGAAGCCAUGGCUGGCUUGAAAGGGCAUGGUUAUGUUUGGCCGAACGACGAGAUGAAGAACCGAGAACUGGCUGCAUCGGUGUCUCGGAUAGAGGGCUGGAGAAAUACCCGAAGCUACAAGACUUUCAUAUCUGACCUUGCCUCGUCUCAUUCUGGGGCAGGCCGUUCAUCGCAUUCCCCAUCACCAACCAAAGGCAAUUUGCCACGGCCGAACAUUGAUCUUCAUCAUGUUCUCUCGCGGUUACGUACUCUUCGACUCCCACCUGCCGAGGCGGGAGCAAUCUACCUAGUUCUAUCGUCCUUCUGCACCGACUAUGACAGUAUCCUUGAGCUGCUCGAGUUGACACCGAUGUCUGAAGCUGGACUAUUCUAUAUCACAUUAGGACUGUUUCACGAAGAAAGAAUCGUUCGGGAAGCGGUCGUAGUUCUCCUCGAGAGAAUCCGAAAGCACGAAUGUGGGCGUCACUUUUGGAAUCGGGUUGGUGGGUGGAUUAGUAUGGGCUUCCAACGCGCAUGGAAAGAGAGGGAGUCCCGUUCGGUGGACAGAGACUAUGAACGCUCUGGGGAUGCCCCACCUCCUCUUGGACUAGGGGUUAGUAGGACAAUUUAG
Messenger RNA from Endocarpon pusillum Z07020, 2133 nucleotides. Its product is annotated as Protein mesA. Gene Ontology annotation, biological process: actin cortical patch localization. The record is from RefSeq and is a predicted model, not a curated record. The transcript is spliced from 3 exons. Lineage: Eukaryota; Fungi; Ascomycota; Eurotiomycetes; Verrucariales; Verrucariaceae. Gene Ontology annotation, cellular component: plasma membrane. Bases 1 to 2133 code for a protein of 710 amino acids.